Odontomachus brunneus is the source of this 3548-nucleotide messenger RNA. RefSeq names its product solute carrier family 12 member 9. Lineage: Eukaryota; Metazoa; Arthropoda; Insecta; Hymenoptera; Formicidae. Gene Ontology annotation, biological process: potassium ion import across plasma membrane; chloride transmembrane transport; cell volume homeostasis. Gene Ontology annotation, cellular component: membrane. The transcript is spliced from 10 exons. Gene Ontology annotation, molecular function: potassium:chloride symporter activity. Bases 342 to 3194 code for a protein of 950 amino acids. The record is from RefSeq and is a predicted model, not a curated record.
AUAAAAGAAAGAGCGUUUCCUGAUGUUGCGAGUUUAUUAACCUCAAAUCGAGGAAUGUGUUAUUAUUCGGACGAGCGUCUAAUAUCAGUGCUUCCGAUCUCAACGUGCUGCUGCAAUUAACGCACCAUAAGGCGCGUCGAGAGAAAGGCGCGUCGAGAAAAAGGCGCGUUUGAUUGGUGGAAUGCGCGUUAUGACGCAUCCUAACACGGGCAAUGGGAACUGAACGCUGACGUUAGAGCGUUGACGUUCGACGCGUGACAUCACCUCUCAUCGCUCUAACUCAAUAAAAUAUCGUUUUGUAUUUUUUUAUGCGCACGACGAGGACCUAGUAAUCAAUCAGGAUGAUAGCACCAGAAGUUGGCUCUACUAAUGCAGAGCCUGUACACGUCAGGAUCACAAAUGAGAAAGCUCCAUUGAUCCAUGGCAGAAAUAUGUUUCAACGACUGAGUAAUAUCUUUAAGAUUAGAAGGAUGCAACAUCCAGAAGGAGAUGGCUAUGUUGAGUUUGGAAAUCUGGGUAUUGACAGCACUCGUACACUGGGGACCUUUGCUGGUGUCUUCAGCCCGGUCACAUUGUCUAUGUUUAGUGCCUUAGUCUUUAUACGAAUGGGAUAUAUCGUGGGCAACGCAGGAUUACUCAUUACUUUGAUACAGUUUAUAAUCGCAUAUAGUAUUUUAUUAUUCACAGUCGCCUCUGUCUGCGCCAUAUCGACCAACGGCGCCGUGGAAGGUGGUGGUGCUUAUUUUAUGAUCAGUCGCACGUUAGGGCCUGAAUUUGGCGGCUCUAUUGGUACUCUCUUUUUUAUGGCCAAUAUAGUCUCCAGUGCGCUUUGCAUCUCCGGGUGCGCUGAAGGUUUGGUCGAGAAUUUCGGACCAUCUGGUUACCUGAGCGGUAUGAGUGGACUGAUACCAGAUGGCCGGUGGUGGAGAUUUUUAUAUUGUUCUGUACUAAACACCGCUAAUCUUCUGGUUUGUCUAAUUGGAGCCGCGAUGUUCGCGAAAACCAGUGUCGCGAUCUUGGCGAUUGUCUGUAUCUGCCUGGGCAGCGUUAUCAUCAGUUUCCUCGCGCAAGGAGUAAUGGAGAUACCGAUACCAGAUGCAAACACGUUGGUACAGAAUGCAACGGAUCACGUGAACGGAAGUUACACAGGUCUUCUCUCUUCUACGCUUUACAACAAUCUCUAUGCAAAUUACAGCGCCGACUAUUCGAGUGGAGGAACUUUGACGGACUUUGCGAGUGUUUUUGGCGUGCUCUUCAGCGGUGUAACUGGAAUAAUGGCAGGAGCGAAUAUGAGCGGUGAACUGAAAAGUCCUGGCCGAAAUAUUCCACGUGGAACAUUGUCAGCUGUGUUAUUUACGUUCAUAUGUUACAUUCUGCUAUCUGUAUUGACGGCUGCUACCACCAGUCGAUUUUUGCUGCAAAACAACUUCAUGUACAUGAUGCCGAUUAAUAUCUGGCCACCGUUCGUCGCUGUUGGUAUUCUCACGGCGACGUUUAGCGCUGGCUUGAGCAAUCUGAUAGGUUCCAGCAGAGUAUUGGAAGCAUUGGCUAAAGAUAAUGUAUUCGGUUCAGGAUUGAAUUUUAUAAUACAAGGUACAUGGCGCGGGAAUCCAAUCGCAGCAGUGUUGACUUCGUGGGCUCUUGUUCAAACUAUUUUGCUGAUUGGAUCGUUGAACACUAUCGCUCAGAUCAAUUCAGUACUAUUUCUCCUGAGUUAUCUCGCGACCAAUCUCGCGUGUCUCGGCCUGGAACUUGCUAGUGCGCCGAACUUCAGGCCUACAUUUAAUUACUUCACUUGGCAUACGGCGACUAUAGGUCUACUCGGAACGCUGAUAAUGAUGUUCAUAAUUAACAGCAUUUACGCUUCUAGCAGUAUAAUAUUGUGCUUGAUCUUAAUAAUCGUGCUGCAUUUGUUCUCUCCGAGUAAGAACGCGCCAUGGGGUAGUAUAUCCCAAGCGUUGAUAUUUCACCAAGUCAGGAAGUACUUGCUGAUGUUGGAUUCACGUAAGGACCACGUGAAAUUCUGGCGUCCGCAAAUGCUUCUGAUGGUCGCGUCUCCACGUUCUGCCUGCCCUCUUAUCGAUUUUGUGAAUGAUCUGAAAAAAGGAGGACUCUACGUUAUCGGACACGUGAAGGUUGGCGAAUUCGCAGGUCAAAAUGGCGAUCCUACGAUAGAAGAAUAUCCGCAUUGGCUAAGUCUAGUCGAUCACAUGAAAGUCAAGGCCUUUGUCGAGCUAACUGUGACAAAAACGGUUCGCGAAGGUCUGCAGCAUUUGAUAAGGCUCUCUGGAAUGGGCGCGAUGAAGCCAAACACGAUUGUUCUUGGUUUCUACGAUGAAGAAUCUCCGCGAGAUUUCUUCUCAGAUUCUCAGUACGCGACGACGGUAUUCGAAAAUAGCUCAACACUUCCAAAUAACACUGUGUUCCCGCUGAGACAGACGACAGAUGAGAAAUAUCUGGAUCCGAUACAAUACGUCAGCAUGUGCUCAGACGUCCUGAGAAUGAAGAAGAACCUAUGUUUAUGUCGAAAUUUUCACUUGUUGAAUAAAACGCAGUUAACGAAAAAUUCGAACUUGAAGUACAUUGACGUGUGGCCAGUCAACUUCUUCCAACCGACCGACCAGGAUCCGUUCGACACAACGUCGUUGUUUAUGCUUCAACUCGCCUGCAUUAUCAACAUGGUACCUAACUGGAAGAACCUGCAUCUCAGAGUUUUCCAUUGCGAAACCUCAGAUGACAGUGGAAGCUUGAGCAUCUCAGAUACGCAAGGUUCGAUGAACGAAUUCCCGAGAAUCUCGAACGAGCACAGAAUACGAAAGUCAUUGAACUUGCUACGAAUUUCCGCAUCGAUCAAGAAGAUUCCGGAAUGGGGGGAGCAGAUUCGAGGCUUAAACGGCAGAUCCUUGCUCGAGCCGAAAACGGAGAAUCAUUUUGACGGGAGUACAGAGUCCAACGAUAACACUUUGAGUAACAUGUCACGGUCUUACAUAUUAGGUGUCAAUCAGCUGAUAAGGCAACAUUCCUCUCAAACCGCGACGAUAUUUAUUUAUUUGCCCGCGCCGCCAAUCUCGAGUACUUGGGACCAGGACGACAUGUAUCGGCAGUAUUUGCAAUCGUUGACUGAAUUAACUGCAGAUCUACCGCCGAUAGUUCUGGUACACGGUGUUAGUGCCGUCACGUCGACUACUUUAUAACGAAUUGUACGGAUAGAGACAAAAAUGUGUAUAUUCUUAAUUUAUGAAGAGAAAAGAUAUAUACGAUCGAAAAACGGAUAAAGACUAUUACUAUAUUAUAGUUCUCGGAUAUAGUUCUAAUUAUAAACGGAACUAUUGUACUAAAUGCACAAAGAUCGAGAAUAAUCGUAAUUUAUUGUUUCUUCUUAGUAAUUUGAUUACUUAUUUUGCAUGAUAGUACAUAGAAUAUGUAACUAAGCAAUAAGUAUUAUUUUAGAUCGAUAGGAAACGCGCUUUAUCACGUCCAAAAGAAAGGAAAUGUUUAAUAUGUAUAAAGUUUAUAAUACUGUGAUAAAACAAACUUAUUAUAUAAGA